AUGUCCAUGGCGGCGCGAUCGCGGGCAAACUCGGCGCGAGCGCUCGAGGCCGUUGGAACGGCCGUGAGCAAUGCGGCGAGGGCCGGGCGGGCAGUGGUGAGCUUCUCGAUCAGCUCGCGGAGCUCCAUGAUCGACUCGACGGCGCCCGAGGUGAGGCGCGGAAUGUCCUGGGUUUCGACCGCACGGGCCCGGGCGCCGGCCUUCAUGGCGACGAUCUGCUCAGAGACGUACGAGAGGCGCUGGUUGGAGGAUGUUGUAAGUUCGAUUUCGGCCCGCAUGAUCUUGUUGCGGAAGCGGAGGCGGGCGGCGCGGCUACGGCGAGCCUCGAGCGCAGCGUCGAGUUCGGCCUCGUCGUCGUCGGUGUAG
Thecamonas trahens ATCC 50062 is the source of this 366-nucleotide messenger RNA. RefSeq lists its product as uncharacterized. The transcript has a single exon. Lineage: Eukaryota; Apusomonadida; Apusomonadidae. The record is from RefSeq and is a predicted model, not a curated record. Bases 1 to 366 code for a protein of 121 amino acids.